AUGUUCUCUGUGCUGCGUAGAAUUCCCACAAGCAGACUAGCCCUGUUCGGUUUGUUCCAGCAGUCUCAGGAUGUGGUAAAAACCCCAGGGUAUGAAGGUCUGGAGCGGAAGUACAAGGGCAUGGAGGCACUACAACGACUAUUCGUACCUGACGAAUAUGGAGAACUGUCUAAGGAAAUGGCAACUGCUGUCCACAUGUCUGCAGCCGCUACCCUCAUAGGGGGGAUCUGUGGAGCUAUUAGCCAGGGACGGGACGCAUUUCAACAUUUCGUGGAGAACAAUCAGGCAACGCAAUUCCGCAACCAGUUCGAUGCUAAGAGGACGCUCCAGGACACGAUGACAGUGGCCAUCGGUAAAGGUGGCGUGAAGUGGGCGUUCAGGAUAGGCGGAUUUACCACCGUUUUUAUUUUCUUACACACAUUCAUACGAGUAUAUCGAGGUGAACCUGGAGUACUCGAAUACCUGGGAGCAGGUAUCAUAACAGGGGGACUAUUCAAGCUGAAUUUGGGAAUCAAAGGAGUCAUCGCUGGGUCCGCCGUGGGGGGCUUCCUCGGUUUCCUCGGUGGUGCUGCCUCCAUGGCCCUCCUGUACUUGACCGGAUACACAAUAGACGAUAUUGAACAAACUCAGUAUGAACUGCACGCCUGGAGAAACGAGGCGGUUCGAAAUGCGAUGAAACAGCAAAUGGCGGAAGACUACGAGAAUGCGCGGAUGUUGUCAGACAAGGAGGAGAAAUUGAACCACGAAGCUCCCCUGGAAUCCAUUCCCGAUUCUCCGCAAGCGCCUCCCCAAGACACAAAGUGAGACAACAAUAAUUGAUUAAAAAAACAUUUUGUACAUACUAGUUGAAAUCUGCAAAUUAGAUUAAAAAUUCAAAAA
Diachasmimorpha longicaudata is the source of this 879-nucleotide messenger RNA. It is a transcript of the gene 140up, whose product is annotated as RPII140-upstream gene protein. Bases 1 to 804 code for a protein of 267 amino acids. The transcript has 4 exons. Gene Ontology annotation, cellular component: mitochondrion. Lineage: Eukaryota; Metazoa; Arthropoda; Insecta; Hymenoptera; Braconidae. The record is from RefSeq and is a predicted model, not a curated record.